Messenger RNA from Cladophialophora yegresii CBS 114405, 456 nucleotides. RefSeq names its product ubiquitin-conjugating enzyme E2 2. The record is from RefSeq and is a predicted model, not a curated record. Gene Ontology annotation, cellular component: HULC complex. Bases 1 to 456 code for a protein of 151 amino acids. Gene Ontology annotation, molecular function: ubiquitin conjugating enzyme activity. NCBI's taxonomy places the organism in Eukaryota, Fungi, Ascomycota, Eurotiomycetes, Chaetothyriales, Herpotrichiellaceae. Gene Ontology annotation, biological process: DNA repair; protein polyubiquitination; proteasome-mediated ubiquitin-dependent protein catabolic process. The transcript has 3 exons.
AUGUCCACCUCCGCCAGACGCCGCUUGAUGCGGGACUUCAAGCGCAUGCAAACUGAUCCUCCUGCCGGUGUCUCCGCCUCUCCCAUCGCGGACAACGUCAUGACAUGGAACGCCGUGAUAAUUGGUCCCGCAGAUACACCGUUCGAAGACGGCACCUUCCGCCUCGUCAUGCAAUUCGAAGAAGCCUACCCGAAUAAACCGCCUGGAGUGAAAUUCGUGUCGGAAAUGUUCCACCCAAACGUCUACGGUACCGGCGAGCUGUGCUUGGACAUCCUGCAAAACCGAUGGUCUCCGACAUACGACGUGGCCGCGAUCUUGACGAGCAUCCAGUCCUUGCUGAACGAUCCCAACACGAGCUCGCCGGCGAAUGUCGAAGCGAGUAAUCUGUACAAGGAUAAUCGGAAGGAGUAUACCAAGAGAGUGAGGGAGACGGUGGAAAAGAGCUGGGAGGAUUGA